AUGGAACCACCGCGAAAUGAGACGCCGGACGAGCCGCCGAACCUCUGCUGCCCCAUCACGCAAGUCAUCUUCCGCGAUCCGGUCUUCGUGCCAGAGGCGGGCACCACGUACGAGCGAGGCGCCAUCCUCACAUUCUGGCGGCAGGCCGGUGAGCGGCGCGAUCCACUCACGAACACUCCUAUCCGGUCAGACGUGCUCUACACGAACUGGGACAAGCGCAGGGAGGUUGCCAGCUGGCUCGGCGAGCACUUGGAUUACACGCCGCAAGGCUGGCGCUCGCGAGAUGACAUCCCUCAAGGGAGGCGGAUCAUCUUUGACCCACCCCAGUCUGAUCGCAACCCGCAGCAGCUGCUGGCGGCCGCGCGUCGUUUUCCCGGCCUGAGCUCGAAGACGUGUGCCAUACUCGCUUGCGUCAUCACGGCAAUCUCAUCGGGGCUGGGCGUCAACAUCAGCGCUGAGCUCGUCAGUAUUGCAGUUGGCAGCGCGCAGCCACCGAGCGACGAUUCGUGCAACGCAAGCCCAUAUGGCAAAAUCAGUGGGCGAGAGCCCACCGCUCACGGCAUCAUAGCCGCCAGGAUACUGUGGAUCGACGAUGCGGGCCGGCAGAAGCCGUUUUUCUUCGGCGCCAAACCUUCUACUUCGACGCCUGGCUUGUCGAGCCGCCUGCAGAUCUCCGUGCUGCAAACUCCCUCGGCUGAAGCUUCCGAUAGCGCCCGCGGCGGUUCGCUGAUCACGGAGGCGCAUACCAACGCUGGCGACGGCGCUGUGUGGAGCCGCAGCGCCGGCAGGUACGUCACCGUUUCCGCCCCCGGCGUGACCUUCAGCACCAUGGUCGAGCAGUACAAGACGCUGGCGGCGGCUCACGGGUUGCGACUGGACAUGCCCCACGGUAGCCUCUUCUCUGGGGACAACUUUGCGAGCCUCGUCGUCCUCGGGUUCACCACGCUGUGGACGGGCAGCGCGCUGCGUGCGGACGCCCCCCUCCUCUUCACCCUCUUCUCAUGCCCGUUUUGGCACGUGGGCGCGUCACUGCUCGCCAACACCCUGCGCGCUCUCCUCCAUCGCUCGACGCUCGCCCUUCACGAAGGCGGCAUCCAGGUCGAGAACGAGAGGUCCACCCUCGCGGAGUACUUCGACCUCUUUCGGACUUCGACGUGCGCCUUUGUGCCGUGGAGCGACGUGUCGGCCGGCAGCCUUGAGGAGUCGCUGCACUUGACGGUGACGCACAUCAUCAACGGCGUCGAAUCUGGGCUGCUCGAGGUGCGGACGGUGCGGGGCACGCUCGCGCUGACAGGCGGCGCCGAUCUGACGAUGAACGAGCUGCGCAAAGUCCGCGAGCUCCUGCUGCUCUGGGCGAGAGAGAAAGGGCUCGGGGUCCAAUCGGUGGAGGCUCGCCAGGAGGCCUAGUCUUGGUCUUUGUUUCGAUACCGAAUCUUUUU
Messenger RNA from Emiliania huxleyi CCMP1516, 1439 nucleotides. RefSeq lists its product as hypothetical. Gene Ontology annotation, molecular function: ubiquitin-protein transferase activity. The transcript has a single exon. Lineage: Eukaryota; Haptophyta; Isochrysidales; Noelaerhabdaceae. The record is from RefSeq and is a predicted model, not a curated record. Bases 1 to 1407 code for a protein of 468 amino acids. Gene Ontology annotation, biological process: protein ubiquitination.